AUGACCCUCAAGCCACCAGAGCAGCUGGGGCCACCGGAGCAGUGGUUGUCAGUUGUGCGUGAGUACCAGACUGAAGUGAUCAUCAUCCCUGUCUUCCUAGUGGGUGUCUUUGUCAUCCUGUUAGGUGUGAUCCUUUGGCUCCGCUAUCGAAGCUGGAGGUCGAAGCAACAGCAACUGCCCAGACGCCAAGCUGUUGCCCCAUUGCCAGCAGAGGACAAGAACCAGAAGGAACACAGUGAGUCAGAGAACACCUACAUCCAGCUGAGUGAGACAACUGUGGAGAGUCUACUGAGAUCUGCAGCCUUGACUCUGAAGGAGCUGGAAAUACCACGAGACAGACUCAUACCAGGGUCCUCGAAGCUGAUACACAAUGGCAGUUUUGGGGGAAUCUACAGAGCAGAAUUGGAGACUGGGAACCCUGGGAAAACUAAGACAGUCAUCCUGAAAGCCUUACAGGACACUGCUGGACCCAGUGAGGUGAAGGAUUUCCUGGGAAGGAUUAAGUUCCAUCAGUCCCUUGGUCAUCAUGAUAACAUGGUUGAACUGAUAGGAUGUUGUGUAGUCCAGCUGCCCCUUUAUAUGAUCCUGGAGGAUGUGUCCCAUGGGGACCUCCUGAAUUUCUUGUGGACCUGCCGCAGGGAUGUAAUGACCAUGGAUGGUAUCCCGUAUGACUUCACGGAGAGGCAGGUAUAUAAAGUCGGGCAGCAGGUUGCAGCUGCCUUGGAAUUUCUCCAGCAGAAGAAACUUUUCCAUGGGGAUGUGGCAGCCAGAAAUGUCCUGAUUCAGUCUGACUUCACUGCCAAACUCUGUGGGCUGGGUCUGGCGUGUGAAACCCACACCUAUGGCACCAGCUGUGUCAGACAGAUUGUGCCACUCAAGUGGCAGGCACCAGAGCGGCUAUUAAUGAAACCUCCCAGCAUCAAGGCAGACAUAUGGUCCUUUGGAAUCUUACUGUAUGAGAUGAUCACAUUAGGGGCUCCACCGUUUCCUGAGGUGCCACCUUCUCAUAUCCUACAACACCUUCAGAGAAGGAAGGUCAUGAAGAGGCCCUCCACCUGCCAGCCAGCUAUGUAUGGUAUCAUGAAGUCCUGCUGGCGGUGGAGUGCUACAGACCGGCCGCCACCCAGAGAGCUGAUCAAGCGCCUGCAAACAGCAGCCAAGAGCAGCAAUGACCAAGUGGUGCUCCAGGUGCCUGAGCUGGUGGUGCCUGAACUAUAUGCUGAUGUGGCUGGCGUUGAUUUGAGGAGUCUCGACAGGGACUACACUGUGCUCUGAAGCAUGCCUCUGUGUACUGGGAAGGAGUGGAUCUCUGACUUUGCCCCUCUUUGGGGAAACAAGGGGCUGACCCCUCUGGAAAUCAGAAUGGAGUGUGUGUUGGGAAAGUUCCUCUAAUUUUUUUUAAUGCAGAAUGUAGUUAGGAGGGUGGGAAAUUCUGAAAUAAACACUAGGAUCCAGAAGGGACUCCCAACUCGGAAUUGAGAAAUAUAUCCUGCACCACUCAAAUGCCUCUCUACAUCAUGAUUGGCUGCACUGAAGGGGACCGACCAAACAGAAACAAUCAUUCUGAGUGGCCUCAAGGUGGUGCUCAGUUAUGAAGUUGUACAGCUUUGAGUGAAUGAAAUCUGUGACAAGGAAGCAUUCCAGUACCACCACAGGGAGAAGGGUGGGGGUGGUUAAAAGACUUGUCACCCAUGACACCCCCACUUUUGCUGCUUUUUCCAGUCAUACAUGUGAAGAGAAGGCUCUGACCUGCAGCAAUAGCAACUAUGUGGAUGGGACUGAAAGUUGUUUUGUCCUGCGUUGAGCAGGAGGUUGGACUAGAUGACCUCCUGAGGUCCCUUCCAAACCUGAUAUUCUAUGAUUCUAUGAAAGCUGUCUACAAGGAUUUACAAGAGGUGGACACCAUGGGUGGCAAGGGAUUGCUUUGGUUCCAAAGCAUGUAAGUGGGAGGAAACUGGAUGAAAAGGAAUGAAGGGAAAUUACAGGUGGAUAUCAAGAACCAUUUCCUAACCGUGAGGAUUUUUGGAAGUCAUCCUACCCGCUCCCCCCACUCCCAUUCCCCUCCAAGGAAGUGCUGGAAGUGCCAUUGCUUGAACCUUUUAAAAGAGAAUAUGCUAUAGGACACAAUCUUGAACUGGCCCUAGAGAUAAGAAAGUGGAUGGAUUAGGUGUUACCAAAUAAGUCUUUUCCAUCUCUAACUCCUCUAUUGACUGAGGGCCCAAUCAGAUGAAGGGUAACAUUACUUGUAAACAUUCCACCCCAUGUAUGGACCUCUCAGGUGCUUUAUGCCAUAACCAACUGCAGAAUAGUGGACCCUGUGUAUUCUGAUAGAAUGAAAUACCCUGAAUGUUAAGGGAUGCAGCAGAAAUAGCUAUAUUAACGUAGGUUUCAGAGUAACAGCCGUGUUAGUCUGUCUUUGCAAAAAGAAAAGGAGUACUUGUGGCACCUUAGAGACUAACCAAUUUAUUUGAGCAUGAGCUUUCGUGAGCUACAGCCACAAGUACUCCUUUUCUUUAUAUUAACGUACCACUUGAUGCAGGAAUGUGUCUUAUUUUGUGGUGAGUGGCAGGGGUGGCUAGUUGUAUGGGCCCGUGGUGCCCAGGCUCCAGCAAAUUCAGGGCCUGGGGUCCCAGCUCCACCAAUGUUCUGGGCCAGGUCUCUCCCUCAGCCCUGCCUGCCACCCCGGCCCUGCCUGUCGCCCCUGCGUGCCUCCCCCGGAGUGUCCCUGCCUGCCCUGGGCAGUGGGCGGCUUUCCCCUGCAGCUCCACACUGCACUUCCUCACCAGCCGCUGCCAGCUACAAGGGAGCAGCACUGGGGGCAGGCUAAGGUGGCUGCUGCACCUGCGGAGGGAGGAGGUGCAUGGCAGCCCCCCCCCCGGCAGGUGACUCUGAGUGGGGAGGGGCUUAUCUUGGCUGGACCUCCUGAGCAAUAGCCUGGGGGGGCUUGGGUGAGUGUCAGGCUGGGGGGAGGAGCCCCUCUCUCCCCCAGAGCUUGCUGCUGCCGACACCAAGAGGGCUGGGGGAGUCCUCCUCUCUGGCCCCCUACCCCGGCCCCAGGGCAGCCUUCCUGCUGCACCCCAAACUCCUCAUCCCUGGCUCAGCCCCACACCCUGGUCCCACACCGAACCCCCCUCCCCCCCGCAUCCUUCCUUCAUCCCAACCCCCUGUCCCAGCCCAGAGCCCACACCCAGCACCCAAACUCCCUACCGGAGCCUGCACCCCUCCUCUACCCAAACUCUGUCCCAGAGCCUGCACCCCAAACCCCCUUCUGCACCCAAACUCCCUCCCAGAGUCUGCCCCCCCAACUCCUCCUGCACCCAACCCCCUGCCCCAGCCCACAGCCUGCACCGAGCACCCAAACUCCCUCCCAGAGCCUUGGGGAGGAGGGGGGGACUUGGACCCAUUCUGGGCACUACCAAAAAUUAUACAAACCUGCCGUCCCUGGUAAGUGAUGGCUGAGGCGUCAAAGGGUUGCUCAAGAGUAAAAGCUCCCAUCCCACCAUCUCAGAGAGAAAUCCUCACUGAGAUCACACUGUCAGGGAAGGCAUCUGAUGAGCCUUUGUUCUGCCCAAGUGAUGCAGAGCAAUUUAUUUUCUUGUACAUUUAUCCUUUCAGUCUCUAGCUCCUGGGGUAAUUGCUUUAGUUUUUUGAGAUGUUAUUUUAUCAUUGUAAAAUACAUCUGGUUACUGUCAUGACACAGCUAAUAUGAAAACAAUAUAGUGAUUACAUGGAUAGGGUAAGAAUAAAAGGUGAUGGUAGAGUAUUGUGAAAAUUACAUGGUGGUGAUAUCUAAUCUGCUGUGUGAAUAGCAGACAUGGCUACUCUGUGACAAAUGUGGCAAUGCCUUAUGUGCUGCGUGAAUAAAUUGAUGACUACAUCGCUAUUUUGUCUUAAUGUUGUGACAGCAUAGGUACUCUGCGAAUAACAAUGAGCUGCUGGAUUUGAAGUCAAGAUUUAGUGGUGACAGAGGCUUUGGAUAUUAUACUUUAUAUGGCACCCUUUGCUCAGGGCAUGUACAAGUGCAUGUCAUUUUACUGUGAAUUUCAGGCCUUGUCUAUACUAGGGUUUUAGUCACUAGUAUAGUUGCAUUGGUGAUCUAUACUGGUUCAGUAUGAUUUACA
Molecule: messenger RNA, 4121 nt
Organism: Caretta caretta (loggerhead turtle)
Lineage: Eukaryota; Metazoa; Chordata; Testudines; Cheloniidae
Source: RefSeq, a predicted model, not a curated record